This is a messenger RNA of Cannabis sativa, 3579 nucleotides long. RefSeq lists its product as uncharacterized. NCBI's taxonomy places the organism in Eukaryota, Viridiplantae, Streptophyta, Magnoliopsida, Rosales, Cannabaceae. The transcript is spliced from 10 exons. The record is from RefSeq and is a predicted model, not a curated record. The coding region runs from base 509 to 3373 and encodes 954 amino acids.
AGAAAAAUUACAAACAACAAAUAGAAAAAAAAAAGUACAUCGACAGUGACGCACAUAAUUUUCAGUCUCCCCAAUUACACUGCCUCAAUAAAAACAUUGAUCACCACCCUAAAAUUACUUUCGAUCUCCCAGUUGUACUCAGUCCAAAAAGAAAUUAUUGGGAUAUGAAAUUAUGAAUGGAUGAAUCUUUGUACACGAAUGUGUGUGUUUUUUUUUUUAAUUUAAAUAUUAAUUAAAUGUUUGAGAGAUAUAUACUGGUCCAAAAUCCAAAUGUCUACAACUACAACAUCGUCUCUCGUGUAUGUAAUUUGUGGAGACAAGAUAAUUUUAUACAAUUACAUUACUUUGUCUGAUCAUAUCAUAUAAUCAAUCAAAAUUCACAGACCAACUACCCCCAAAACCCUAGAAUUUCUCCACUCCAUUCUCUCACUUUUAAGUUUCUUGUAUGUAACCAUUAACCAACCAACUCCAACUCAACUACCUUCGUUUAUUUUCUCAUUAUCCUUUCAUGGCUGCCACGUCCUCUCCCAGCUCGCUCCAGCUACGCUUCGCUCUCAGUCCCGGAAACUCAAGGAGACCUCCUUCUCCUUCUCCUUUCCUUCUUGUACGGACCCAUGUGAGGAAGCAGAGUCCUUUGCUUCCUCGCCUACUUUGGGGUACGAAUGGGACUCGACUUGAACGACGUUGUUAUGUGGUUCCGUUGAUCAGGUCGGAUUCUAGCGUUGACGGGUUUUCGGGAUGGUCUGGUAAGGACGCCGGAGGAGAGGAAUCACUUGACUCGGAUAAGAAGAAAUGGUUUGGAGGGGCAGUGGGAGCAGGAGUAGCGGGAGUCGUUCUUGUUGCAGGGCUUACCUUUUCAGCAUUAUCUUUGGGAAAACGAAGCAUUUCCAAGGCAAAACACAUGGAGCCCUUAACAACGGAGCAGGAACUGUCAUUGUUUGCUGAUGAAAAAAUUGAUAACCUUUUGGGAGAUGAAAUUGAAGACGACACUGUGAAGCAAGACGCAAGUAGUCCAGAAGGUGGGACAGGUACUUAUAAGGAUUUAUCUUCAUCUUCUGAACUUGUUGAUGUUCCCAGUGAAAAUAGAGUUGGUGAUGAUUCUUUAAUCAGGGAUUUGUCUGUAUAUGAUGUUAAAAACACAUCUGAUGGUAUUGAUGCCAUCAACAAUUCUUCAAUUCAAGAAGAUUCACAACAUGACUUUACUUCUAAUGAUAAGUCAGUUGAUGCUGACACUGUCCCAACUUCAUAUAAUCUGUAUGAUUCUGAAAUUAGCAAUGAUUCAUCUGUCGUUUCUGGUUUUAAGGAGUUGGACAGUGACUCUGCUGUAGGUAUAGCAGAAUCAAUUCCUGAUAUUAAAGAGAUCCCAGUCAAUGUCGAAUCGAACAAUUUGCUCAUUUCCGAUGAUGUUCCAUCAAACUUAAGCCUUGAUAAGGAUACAAUUCCUAGUUCAAGCAGUGAUCAUUCUUUUGAUGAUAGUUCAGUUGCCCAAGUACCAUUUGAACCUGUGGCUCCUAAUGUGCCAUUUGGUUCCGAACCAAACACAAAUUUGGAACAACAUGUUGAUUCCGAAUCCAACAUAGCCUUGUCUUCAAACAAUGAAAAUCUUGAGUUGAGUGAUAUCCCUCAGGUCUCAGUUGAGAAAAAUAGUUUAACCUUGGAAUUGCAUAGCAUAAAUGAGGGUCAUUAUGAAAUUAAUGGAAGCACUUCAGAAUCACCCAAACCUGCGACUUCCUUCUCUUCUGCUGGCAUACCUGCUCCAUCUGUGGUUUUCUCAGCUCUACAGGUGCAUCCUGGAAAGGUGUUGGUUCCUGCAGUUGUUGAUCAGGCUCAAGGGCAGGCGCUAGCAGCAUUGCAAGUGUUAAAGGUCAUUGAGGCUGAUGUUCAACCUAGUGAUUUGUGUACACGGCGUGAGUAUGCUCGGUGGUUAGUGACUGCUAGCAAUGCUCUCUCAAGGAACUCAAUGUCUAAAGUAUAUCCUGCAAUGUACAUAGAAAAUGUGACUGAACUUGCAUUUGAUGAUAUUACUCCUCAAGACCCUGAUUUUGCAUCUAUUCAAGGUUUGGCCGAAGCUGGACUUAUAUCAAGCAAGCUUUCUAGAGGUGAUAUGCUUUCUUCUGUAGAGGAAGACCAUAGUUCAUACUUCUUCUCUCCGGAAAGCCCUCUAUCUCGUCAAGAUCUUGUAAGUUGGAAGAUGGCACUAGAGAAAAGGCAUCUGCCAGAAGCUGACAGAAAGGCACUCUAUCAAGUAUCCGGAUUUAUCGACACUGAUAAAAUACAUCAAGAUGCAUGUCCUGCCCUUGUUGCUGACCUGUCUGCUGGAGAACAUGGGAUUAUUGCUCUCUCAUUUGGCUACACAAGACUUUUCCAGCCAGAUAAGCCAGUGACAAAGGCCCAGGCUGCUAUUGCUCUAGCUACCGGUGAAGCUUCUGACACAGUCAGUGAGGAGCUUGCUCGUAUUGAAGCAGAAUCUAUGGCAGAAAAUGCUGUAUCUGCUCAUACAGCUUUAGUAGCUGAAGUUGAGAAGGAUAUUAAUGCAAGUUUUGAGAGAGAGCUUUUGCUAGAGAGAGAGAAGAUAGAUGCGGUGGAGAAAAUGGCAGAAGAAGCUACUCGUGAAUUGGAAAGGUUAAGAGCUGAGAGAGAAAAAGACAGUAUCACUCUAUUGAAGGAGCGUGCAGCUAUUGAAUCAGAAAUGGAAGUGUUGUCAAGAUUAAGACAUGAGGUAGAGGAACAGUUGCAGAGCCUUAUGAGUAACAAAGUAGAAAUAUCUUAUGAGAAGGAAAGAAUUACCAAACUUAGGAAAAAUGCAGAAGUUGAAAGUGAGGAAAUUUUGCGCUUACAACAUGACCUAGAGGUUGAAAGAAAAGCUUUGUCCAUGGCCAGGGCUUGGGCUGAAGAUGAGGCAAGAAGAGCAAGAGAACAAGCUAAGGUACUCGAGGAAGCUAGAGAUCGAUGGGAGAGACGUGGCAUCAAGGUGGUUGUUGACAAUGACCUCCGUGAAGAGUCCAUCGCUGAAGCUACAUGGGUUGAUGCCAGCAAGCAAUUUUCAGUUGAUGAAACUGUGGGCAGGGCCGAAAACUUGAUGGACAAGCUCAAGGCAAUGUCAGCAGGCAUAAGAGAGAAAUCCAGAAAUACACUUGAUAGAAUCAUUCAAACAAUAGCCUUGUUGAUAUCAAAUUUGAAGGAAUGGGCCUGCAAAGCUGGAAAAAGGGCUGAAGAUUUAAGAGAUGAUGCCAUUGCUAAGGCUAGUGGUUCGGCACAAAAGCUUCAGCAGAGCACCUCCGAGUUUAGCUCGGUCAUUAAAGAUGGUGCAAAGCGAGUUGCGGGAGAUUGUAGGGAAGGAGUGGAGAAACUCACCCAAAAAUUCAAGACAUGAUUUUGUAUAAUUUAGAUUUAGUUGUUACUUUUCCAUUCUUCUUUUUCCCUUUAAUAAUUUAAAAUGAGGCGACGAUGAGCUACUAAUAAGUUGAGAUAUGAUAUUGCUCUCUGUAUUCCCCCUUUCUUUCACCCAUUUUCCCCAUGAAUAAUAAGGUGGUUUGUCCUCAACUGAGAUCUGUAUUAAAGAAAGCAGUUCCAAAGAAA